AUGAGUGCUUCUGAGUGCUGGCUUCACCGCAUACACCUGCCUCCCGGGGAGUCCUGGCCACGAGUAUGGUCCGGGGAUUUCAAGGCCUGCUCCCCCGACUUCCUUUCGGAAUCUGCGGAGCGAAGGUACCGUUUGGAGAAGCUCCUCCAGCGUGCAGCCACGGGGCAGACUCUUACUUCGAGCUCUAAAGCAAGCAGCCGCUGGUAUGGGAACUUCAGCGGCUUGAAGAACUACUCGGGAAAGAAAGGCAGGCUUCUUCUGAAUAAAGACGGAGUCUUAUUUGAGGCGAAAAGCGGCUACUCCUCCUUGCUUAUCCCGAUGUUGCUUGCAGAUGUCAUGUCUGCACCUGUGAACAAACAGCUGGCGCCACCUCUCUUACGAGCACCAGAGGCCACGCAUAUCAUUUUGAUUGCCCCUCGUGCUACUGGUGGAGUAAGGCCAGCGAUUUGGCUGCUUUGUACGAUUGCCGACGACUCUUCUCUGGAUCACCUCAUCAUGAGUCUUAGCAUGCGGGGAGCUGUUCGAUGGAAUAUUCGGCAGUGCCUCCACCUUGCAUCAGAUAGUUUCGGCCAGGGAUCCCACGGGACGAUCUUUGCUGGCAUGUCGCUGCUCCCUUUGCAUGAAGAGCACCGCGAGCUGAUCCCUGCGAAAGCGGAUGUGCUGAAUAUGAGCAAGGUCCACAACUUCGCACGGGUGGCCGUGAAGAUUUGGGACAAGCUCGACUCGGCGAUGGUUCGUCGGGAGGUGGGCUUCCUUCAGCAGUCGGCCGGUCAUCCGAACAUCUCGGCGCUCUUGGGCAUCUACGCGGAGGCCCAGACGAAGGCCAACGUGACGUGGCUCCUUGCGAUGGAGCACUGCACCGGCAGUGAUCUCUUCAACACUAUCAAGGCCAAGUGUUUGACCCUGGGUUUCAUUCUGCAGAUUCAAGCCGGCUUGUCAUCAGCAUUGGCACAUCUGCACUGCUUGAACAUCGUCCACCGAGAUGUGAAAGCCGAGAACGUGGUCAUGCAGAAGGAUCGCGCCGUGCUCAUUGACUUUGGCAUUGCAGCAUACCGAAAUGACAAGGAGGCCAUGUGUCAGGCCAUAGGAUCGCCUGGCUACGCGGCGCCGGAGAUCAUCUCUCCUACAGAGGGCGGCUACGACGAGCUGGUGGACGUCUUCGCCCUUGGAGUUGUGAGCUACUUCAUGAUGUUUCGGGCUUUGCCUUUUUGGGGGAAGACCCAAGAUGAGACGCUGGAGCAGACUCGGCGCGGUGAGGCGGAGAUUCCCGAGUUGAAUGACGAGCGAUGGCGUGCAGUUGUCUCUCUGGUAUUGCGGAUGAUGUCCAAGGAGGCCCAGGAUCGGCCGAGCGCCCUGGCUUGCUUCAAGGAGCUGACGGAGCUGGAGCCUCUGGUGACAAAAAGCGGAAAGUCUCGCGCCCUCCGGAUCGCCGAGGCUGCCUUAGUGCACUAUGGCUAUGUGGAUGCAGCUGAAGAUUGCAGCUUGGACGAGUUUUGCGAAAGCGCUGCACCGGAGGUGGAGGAUGCUUCGCCACCGGUUGCUGCACCCAAAGCCUCCUUGCUGAGCGGAGUUGGUCGAAUGCUGACUGCGGCGAAGGGGAGGAUCCCUGCCGUGCAUGCGCCCAGGGUCCGGCAAAUGGUGUCCAAGGCUUUUCGGAGGAGUGCUCAUGCAUCCGAGGUGGUGUCAAAAGUGUCGGGGCCGGAGAAUGAAUCUCAAAGCUCCGGUGGGCAUUGCUUCGCCGAGGCCUACGGCUUGAUGCUAGGCGGGGAUGCGGAAGGAGCAGAGGUGACGGGAGUUGUUCCGAAAGCAACGGACACGCUCCCCGGUCUUGUGGUCUCCAAUGCAGAACCAGCGAAAAACCAGGGAGAGCAAGAUGAUCGAGAUGCAGCCGAGUGCGGCUCGACCAUCAUCGCGGAGUCCGAGAAGGACGAAAAGCAGCGCGACAGAGCGACCAGUUCCAGUAUCGUGCUUGACUUUCCCGGCAAGGCUGCUGAGGAUCUGGAUCUUCUCCUGGAGGAAGAUGACCUGGACGGUGCAUCAUCAGUUCUUCCGCCAACAGACGGUGCAAAACUACCUCAUCCGCCCACAGACCAAGAUGAAGCAUCUUGGCAGUCUCACUCCGCACCGCCACCGUGCGACUGCCCAGAGGUGUUGUCAGGUCAUCAACAGUGCGACUUGCGCCGGUUCAACAAACACGUGAGUGAGUCGCCCGACGAGUCGCAAGAAGAAGGAGACGCUUUUGAGUUUGCGCCCGUAGUCAGUGACGAGCUUGAGUAA
Messenger RNA from Symbiodinium sp. CCMP2592, 2277 nucleotides. The record is from the annotation of a GenBank genome assembly. NCBI's taxonomy places the organism in Eukaryota, Dinophyceae, Suessiales, Symbiodiniaceae.